Messenger RNA from Paramuricea clavata, 1888 nucleotides. Lineage: Eukaryota; Metazoa; Cnidaria; Anthozoa; Malacalcyonacea; Plexauridae. The record is from the annotation of a GenBank genome assembly.
AUGCCGAAAAGAAACUAUUGGGAAACAUUCCUCGGAUGGGAGAUGUACAAAUCUAUUUGGAAAUCAAGGAUGGUCGACAUCACAAGAAAAGCUCGCAAUGGCGUGGAGGCACAGAAUGUUCCACUUAUGACAACAGAUGGCAAAAGAUGUGUCCGCUUGCUGGAUUUAUUGCAGGUUGACAGAGCGUUGGUGGUGUAUUUUGGCAGCUGUAGUUGUCCUGUUUUUAUGAAUAAGCUGAAGCUGUUUGGUGAACUGGCACAGGAUUAUUCCGAUAUCGUUGAUUUUGUGGUGGUUUAUAUUGAAGAAGCCCAUCCUGAGGAUGGAUGGUCAUUUAAGGUUUGGAAUUUUUUUAUUAUUAUGAACUUUAUUUCAACACGGAUUCCAUGAUCAUUAAAAUUAAUACAAAAUGCUCUUCCUGAGAGCCAUGCAUGUUAAAAAUAGAUUAAAAGUAACAGGGAGAAUGUAUUAUAAGACUAUAGGACGCAUUCCAUAAAGUCAAUUUACAAAGAAAAUCGGCUUUAUAGGAGCAACUAUUUUCAUAUUUAACUUAAUCAAGCUUUUGAAACCAGUAAUAUUUUUGCAUGUUUUAGUAGCAUCAUCUAAGCAACUCAAGGCAACUGCUCCGCUAUAGGCAAGAAUAUUGUUUGAAAAAAUGGUAUUUGCUUUCGGAAUUCCUAAAUGUUUAUAAACUAUAUACCACUCACGUUGUAGUCAUCUUUUCAUCCCUCUUAGAUUACUAGGAUUUCAGAUAUGAAGGUGCAUGCAGCAUUGUUUACCACCUUGAAUCAACACUGCAUGCAUGAAUGGCUAAAGUUUGCUAACCAAGUUUUACUUUUUUUGCAUGCUUCAAGUUUUCCUUCUGAUUACUGGAAAUUGCCCAGAAAAACAAAUAAAUAUUAUCUUCACUGAAAAGAUUAGCAAUGUGGCGUUGGUGGCCAGUCCAUGUAUAUAAUGUUCCCUUUGUUGCGAGGGCUCCCACAAAACACAUAGGCAUAGCAACAGAAUAACCAUGCAUGCUGUACCUUUCUUUUUUUAACCAUGUCAUAACGCUAGCAUGCAUUUAUUUGAACCGUCAAAAGAGCUACUUGUCAUAUAAUUACUUUUUAUUGAUGCAUGGUACAUAUAUAUUGUGCAUAGGUCAGAAUUCCAAGGCUGAUUUGUUAAAUAUGGGAUUAAAAUCGUAAUCAAUCAUUAACACAUUUGUACACAAAACUAGUCGAUAUUUCAAUCCCUGCUGUUCUAUGCGUUUACAGAACUGGGUUGGAUUUCAUUCACAAGCCGAAGAGCAGUAUGGCAAAUUCGGGAUUUCCUUAAAAAUACUUAUUAUGCACCUGUAAUGAGUGCAUUUAUAAGUACUUUGCACCUAUCCCCCCACACCAUGCACAAUAAUAAAAAAUUGAAAAAGGAUAAAAUAAUUAAAAAGGUAUCCUGCAUGGCACUAAUGCGGAGAUGAGCCUUAAUUCGUCCAAUGAGACUCAGUUUAUUCGUUGCUUAUACUUACGACAUGUAAUUAACGUGAUCAUCCCAAAUCAGUUGAUGAUUGAUGGUGAUUCCUAUAGAUAUUUAUACUAAAUAGUAUAUAAUUAUAUAUAUAUUCCCAUUUUAGAACAAUUUCAUAAAAGUACGAAAACAUCGUAGUCAAGAAGAAAGAUGUCGCGCUGCACAGAAAUUACAAGAACUCAAUCUACCAUGUGACAUAUUGGUAGACACCAUGGAAGAUAACGCUAAUGUCGCUUACGGUGCUCUGCCAGAAAGACUUUACGCAAUUGAAGAAGGCAAAGUGGCGUACGUUGGCGGGCAAGGACCCAUGAAUUCUUCAAUGAAGGCAGCACGAGAAUGGCUGGCAGAAUAUAGAGAGAAAAACACAUUCAGAAGAUGGACACUUUAG